GUGAUUUGACAAGAUUGAAUAGGAUUGUUUGUUGAAGUUUGCUUGCUUGGUAGGUUAUUCUUGCGGUCUAGGAAUUUUGGUAUAUAUUUCCACCAAAAUGUCGAACAUUAACUUGCAAUGUCUAUUAGGGAUACAGUGUAAUGAUUUCGUAAUGAUAGCAGCCGAUCAGAGCAAUAGCCACAGUAUUAUGGUGAUGAAAGACGAUGAGGAGAAGAUUCACAAGAUAUCUGACAAACUGAUAAUGGGUGUGAUUGGUGAUCAAGGCGACUCUACUCAAUUUGCUGAAUACAUUGCUAAGAAUAUCCAGUUGUACAAAAUGCGUAAUGGAUAUGAGCUAGGACCCACUGCUGCCGCUAAUUUCACUCGCAGGAAUCUCGCCGAGUAUCUGAGAAGCAGCACACCUUACUUUGUGAAUGUUCUGAUGGGUGGCUAUGACAAAGAGAAUGGUCCAGAACUAUAUUUCAUGGACUACCUUGCAUCCAGUGUGAAAGUACCUUUUGCCUGUCACGGAUUUGGUGGUUACCUCAGCUUGAGUAUCAUGGAUCGCUACCACAAAAAAGAUGCCACUGAGGAAGAAGCAUAUGAAAUCCUGAAGAAGUGUGUGAAGGAGGUUCACAGGAGACUGUUUGUCAGCCUGCCAAACUUCCAAGUGACAGUUGUCGAUAGGAAUGGCAUUAGAGUACUGCCUGUUAUUAACUCUGAGCUGUUGAAGUGACUUUCUCAAUAAAGUAAUAUUUUCAUCA
Helicoverpa zea (corn earworm) is the source of this 743-nucleotide messenger RNA. It is a transcript of the gene Prosbeta4, whose product is annotated as proteasome subunit beta type-2. The coding region runs from base 98 to 715 and encodes 205 amino acids. The transcript has 4 exons. The record is from RefSeq and is a predicted model, not a curated record. Gene Ontology annotation, cellular component: proteasome core complex, beta-subunit complex; cytosol; nucleus. Gene Ontology annotation, molecular function: peptidase activity. Lineage: Eukaryota; Metazoa; Arthropoda; Insecta; Lepidoptera; Noctuidae. Gene Ontology annotation, biological process: proteasomal protein catabolic process.